GAACUUCACAUAAUUAUAAUAUCUUGUGUUUCUGUGUGACCCGCAAUCUACAGAGAAAUAUUUGUAUUUGAACGGGAAUGAGGAAGAGAUUUAAUAAAGACUAUAAAACAAAUAAGGGAAAUUUAGUUUUAGACAUUCGCAGGUCAUUUCAAGGUGAACUUCUCCUCGCAUAAAACAGAUGGGUCUGACACUGAAAACAAACACAUGCAAAAAAUAUCUGACUCUCUGUAAGAAUCAAAGCUUGCUUGAAAGAAGAGUUGACACAAACUGUUAUGGUCGGGAUAAAGCGUGAACUACAGAUUCGAGCCUGCUGGGAGGAGGAGUGGUUUCAUCCAGAAGGAAGUACUAUGCCACAGAAAGGGAAGGGAGUACGGGCUUUUUCCAGACCUUCUGCUGAAUCUCUCAUGUUGCGAUGAGGAAAGGAGGGUUUUUCUAUCGAUGUUGUUGACUUAAAAAUACAACCAGUGCAAACUAACUGAGUUUACAAAAAAUAUGCACACUUCUUAUGCUCGGUUAAAAAAUCUCCAUUCUUCCUCAUGUAAAUCAAGGUUUAGACAAAUAAUCUGUCUGGCUCACGGUCUCCAGCAUUCUAGAUCCAUACAGAAUUGAUUUCACCUAAUCAGCGCCAUCCUUUAAAACAAACCAAAAUAAACCCAGUCCAAUUUGGCAAAAAUGAGAUGUCAUCACAUCUGUAAGCUACCAGGAAGAGUUAUGGGAAUCCGACUACUGCGCUUCUCUUCUGUGGUGAUCUUUCUCUUACUCCUCGUGGCAGGUGCUUUAAUGGCUUUGCUUCCUAACACUAAAGAUGACAAAAUGCCCAAUUUGCGAAGGGAACGAAAAUCCCAGGGCCAAUCUGCCUUGGAUUCAUUUACUCUUGUUAUGCAGACGUACAAUAGGACUGACUUAUUGUUGAAGCUCUUAAAUCAUUAUCAAGCCAUCCCCCAUCUACACAAAGUGGUUGUUGUGUGGAACAACGUUGGGGAGAAGAUACCAGAGGAAAUGUGGAAUUCCCUGGGACCCCAUCCUGUACCUGUUGUCUUCAAAGUGCAGACCGUGAAUCGCAUGAGGAACAGACUCCAGAUCUUCCCGGAAUUGGAAACACAAGCUGUUUUAAUGAUGGAUGAUGACACACUGAUUAGUGCCUAUGACCUUGCUUUUGCCUUCUCUGUUUGGAAGCAAUUUCCAGAUCAGAUAGUGGGAUUUGUUCCUAGAAAACAUGUUUCCACUUCUUCAGGUAUAUACAGUUAUGGCAGCUUUGAAUUGCAGACACCUGGAUUUGGAAAUGGGGACCAGUACUCCAUGGUUCUCAUAGGAGCAGCAUUCUUUCACAGCGGAUACCUAGAACUCUUUCAAAAGCAGCCUGAUGCUGUUCAUGCUUUGAUAGAUGAAACUCAAAACUGUGAUGAUAUUGCCAUGAAUUUUCUAGUGGCAAAGCAUACUGGAAAGCAUUCAGGAGUGUUCGUGAAACCUGUUGACAUAAGGAAUUUAGAAAAAGAGACUAACAGUGGUUAUUCCGGAAUGUGGCACCGAGCAGAGCACUUGCUACAAAGAUCUUACUGUCUAAAUAAAUUGGUUAAUAUUUAUAACAGUAUGCCAUUAAAAUAUUCUAACAUUAUGAUUUCUCAGUUUGGGUUCCCUAAUUAUGCCAAUCACAAGAAUAAAAUGUAAGAAUGUAUAGUAUAAGGGGUAUAAGUUACACAUCAAACAGUAAAUUCAAAUCAGUGUAAGUUAAAUGCUGAGGGACCAGAAGGCAUGCAUUACUCCAGCUUGUCCUUCUUUACACAUAGCCUCUGAAUUUAGCCCGCAGUAAUUUCUUUCCCCAGUGUAAGUUAUUGAGAAAGUUUAAAGAACAGUGUGUGUGUAAUGUUCACUUACCAUAAAAUCACCUUAAUCUCUUAAUACUUGAGAAGCUGUUAUUGUCAAAAUUACAGGGCCAGAUCUUCAAAAGCAUGUGCAGAAAAAUGCAUAAUCACUUGGUGCGCACAUAUGAAGAACUUAACUUCUAUUUCUUUAGAAUAUAUUUACCCAAUCAAAUGACAUUUUGGCAUAUUUGUGUUGUUUAUAUAUAUAUAUAUCGCUUAUGAGACUGUUCUAUUUUUCUCAACAAUUUCUAGUGAAAACUUUUAAGGGUUACACUGAGCUGUUUGCAAGAGUAUUAGACUUGGUUAUAAAACUCCUCAAAGCUUGUAUGUUAACUACUGUUCUUCAGCGUGAAAUGUUCCUGAGGUUCCAAUCAAACCAUAAGCCUAACUAAGUCAUGGAACAAAGAACAGUCUCAGUAUCAAACAUCUCUAGGAGCCUCGCCUACAACACUGGCCACUGAGGGGUUAUGGAGCAUGAUGUGGCUGAUGCCGCCUUUUCUCCUAUCAUUACUUUGCCCAGUCACUGGGACGCUGCUCAGUAACUGAAAGGUAAAAGUUCUAAUUGCUAACUUGGGAAAGAUAAUGAACAUGGAAAGCAUAUAUCAUAAGAAAUGUAGCUUACGUUACCACAUAUGCAGCCAAAAGAGACAGGUGCCAUAUUUGCCAUUUACUACAGCCUUUAGAACUUACUCUUAUAUCUGUAUUUUGCAUGUACAGUAGAACCUCAGAAUUAUAAAUGCCUCGGGAAUGGAGGUUGUUUGUAACUCUAAAAUGUUCCUAACUGAACAAAACAUGGUUGUUCUUUCAAAAGUUUACAGCUGAACAUUGAUUUAGUACAGCUUUGAAACUUUGCUAUGCAGAAGAAAAAUGCUGCUUUCCGGGUUUGUUUGGUUUUUUUUAGUAGUUUAGAUUUAACAUUGUACUGUAUUUGCUAUUUUUUUUUUUUUUUGGUCUCUGCUGCUGCCUGAUUGUAUACUUCUGGUUCCAAAUGAGGUAUGUGGUUGACUGCUCAGUUCGUAACUCUGAGGUUCUACUGUACUUUAUAUUGGAGAAGUGUGCCUGAAAAGCAACUCAGAUUUUAAAAAGAAUGUUUUAAGUAUAAUUGUUGGUAGUAACUACAGAUAAACUCGAUUUUGUCUGUUUAGCUGUUUUGCAUCUGAUCCAGAAGGUAUAUUUUGUAAGCAUACAGGUCUACUUUUAUUUUGUUUUACUGUUUGAACUGAAUAUAUUCUAUUUUUAUUUCCUUCACCUGUUUUCAAAUGGCAAAGCUAAUAAACAUCUAUGAUAAAAAAUAAAAUGUUGUGUAGUUAAUGGAGACAUUAGGAAAUAUGUUGUAGGCUACACACCUGCACUGGCGAGGACUGGACUAGAUGACUUGUUGGGUCUUUUCAGUCUCUGAAUUCUCCGGUCAUGGCUACGUUAAAUGGACUUGUUACCAUUGGCUGUUAUCAGCUUGGGACUGCUGAACUAGUACUGGAAAUAUUUAAAAUGUUAGGGUAUAUAGGACAAAGCCAUUAUAAAAAAUAUUCAUGGGACGUGGAAGAAAUAAUCUAUGGCAAUGUAAUUUAGACACUGACAGAUCAGAUCAGUGAGCCUUAGUGGAACCAAGUCUCAGAACUAAAAAGGAGCUAGUCCCAUCUACACUAGCAGUAAAAAUUGUUCUAAAUGCUGUGGCAGACAACCAUUGUCAGGAAUGAGUCAUUUUCCUAGCGUAGACAUGGUUUAUGAUUAUCAUUCCUGUAACAGGUUAGCUGAGCAAAAAGGACUCUUAGGUAAUGUCAGAAGUUCUUUACAAGUAGGCUGAUUAUGACCAUGCUUUUUACACUUGUUCUUUAGUUGUAUUAUAGGAUUUGUUUUAUAUCCAGUGUAAUCUUCUUAGCUUUAGCAGCUGUCAAAUAUUAAGUGGCAAAGUAUGUUUUAAUGUGAAGACUAAAACUCUGCUUACUGCUCUUGUUGGAGUAAUCAAUGUAGAUUUAAUGAUCACACAACAGGGAUAAAUAGUAUAUGUAUAUCUGUGGUCUUUCUACCAAUGCAGACCUGCUUGCAGUAACUCACUGUGCAUCACUUGCUUAUUGUUGCUUCUGUGACUUUUUUUCUUUUCUGUAUCAGUUGUCAAUUAAUAAAAGAAGUGUUCAUCAUA
Gopherus flavomarginatus (Mexican gopher tortoise) is the source of this 4002-nucleotide messenger RNA. It is a transcript of the gene EXTL2, whose product is annotated as exostosin like glycosyltransferase 2. The coding region runs from base 673 to 1668 and encodes 331 amino acids. Gene Ontology annotation, molecular function: glycosyltransferase activity. Lineage: Eukaryota; Metazoa; Chordata; Testudines; Testudinidae. The transcript has 5 exons. The record is from RefSeq and is a predicted model, not a curated record. Gene Ontology annotation, cellular component: membrane.